Molecule: messenger RNA, 1950 nt
Organism: Pieris brassicae (large cabbage white)
Lineage: Eukaryota; Metazoa; Arthropoda; Insecta; Lepidoptera; Pieridae
Product: 4-coumarate:CoA ligase 1-like
Exons: 10
Coding region: 31-1806 (591 amino acids)
Biological process (GO): long-chain fatty acid metabolic process; fatty-acyl-CoA biosynthetic process
Molecular function (GO): long-chain fatty acid-CoA ligase activity
Source: RefSeq, a predicted model, not a curated record
UUCCAGUUACGUUCUAUUACUUGAUACACUAUGUCAUAUAAAAUAUUGAAUAGAAAUAUUACACGCAUUAUAUCAAAUCAGUUAAAAAGAUUUCCCCCUAUACGGCAUUUAUCUUCGGAUUCAGAAAAAUAUGUGCUGAAUUCGCAUUACGGUGUGAUAAAAGAUGAAAAUGUAACUUUGACGAAACAUGUCUAUGGGGAGGCUGGGUUAUGGAAAGACUCUCCUGCAUUGACUUGUGCAGCAUCAGGUCGCACUUACACGUAUGGAAUGACAAAAAUGUUAAUUGAAAAAUGUGCAAAAGGUUUUCUCAGCGAAUUGAAGCUAUCCCCCGGUGAUAGUGUUGGUUUGAUUCUUCCAAACAUGCCAGAAUUUGUGGUGCUGGCUCACGGGGCAAUGGAAGCUGGUCUUGUAGUGACCUUCAUAAACCCCUUGUAUACACAUGGAUACGUUUCACAAUGGACGUCGCAAGACAUAACUUUCUUUCGCCUUUGGUCACCCAUCGAUCAUAAAAUACAUGAAGUACUACGUCAGUUUGCGGACUGCAACGUGAAGGCCAUUGCGACAAUUGAGAUGUUCAUGCCGGUCGCGAUGGAAGUCAGCAAAUCACUGAAGGAUUAUAAAGGAACCAUUUGUGUUGGUGGAGACGUAGACAAAGUUCAAGGCAUAUAUGGAUUCCAGUCUCUAAUAUCUGCGGGUCAGGGAGUCGAGCUUCCUAAAUUGGACGCUGACGAUGUCUGUCUGAUCCCUUACUCUAGUGGAACUACUGGUUUGCCCAAGGGAGUCAUGCUAACUCAUAGGAACCUUGUAUGUAGUGUAAAACAACUGUGCAGACCCGAAUUUAUGAAGUAUAAGGGCGCUAAAGGUACAGGAGAUACGACAUUGACGGUACCACCUUUCUUCCACAUCUAUGGCUUCAACGGUGUUUUGAACUAUGCCCAGGCUAUUGGAUCCCAUCUUGUUUCCAUUCCCAAAUUCACACCCGAGGAUUAUCUAAAAGCAUUGAUGAAGUAUAGGCCGAGAAAUCUUUUCGUAGUGCCAUCAUUGUUAGUAUUUUUAGCAGGUCAUCCAUUGGUAAACCGGGAUCAUUUGGCCUCAGUGGAGUCUAUCACUGUCGGAGGGGCGCCCGCAACUGAAAGUAUUCUUGAGAAGUUUCUUGACAAAUGUGGAAAGACUAAGGACGAGCUGGUGUUGUUGCAAGGCUAUGGAAUGACUGAAACGUCACCGGUUAUAUUAGUGACUCCUUAUUUCUAUCCACAUGACAAAGUUGGUACUAUUGGCCAGGUUGUUCCUUCAACACAAGUAAAGGUUGUCUCUCUCAUCACGGGCGAGGCAGUUGGUCCUAACGAACUAGGUGAAAUAUACGUUAGAGGACAACAGGUUAUGAAAGGUUACUUGAAGAACGAAGCUGCUACGAAGGAAACAAUAGACAAAGAUGGGUGGCUGCACACGGGUGAUGUUGUUUACUACGAUAAAGAUGAGUACUUUUAUAUUGUAGACAGGACUAAGGAGUUAAUCAAAGUUAAAGGGAAUCAGGUUUCUCCAACUGAAAUUGAAACAAUAAUAAUGGAACUACCGGAAGUAGCUGAUGUAGCCGUUAUUGGUAUUUCAGACGACAAAGAUGGAGAAGUGCCCAAAGCAUUUGUUGUACGCAAACCAAACCACCAGCUGACUGCAAAUCAAGUUUACGACAUAGUUGCUAAAAAACUUGUUAACUAUAAACAUUUAAAGGGUGGUGUCGAAUUCAUAGAUGAAGUACCAAGAAAUGUUGCUGGUAAAAUUAUGAGAAAAGAUCUUAAAGUACAAUAGAGUUAGAUCAUAAUUAUUAUGUUCUGGUUUAUCAAUUGAAAACUGUACUAUCCAUAUAAAUUAAAUGUGAUAUUUGUUCUUACAAAGACAUACAUUGGUAUGACAUAAUCUUAUGUAAGUAAAAACUAUCAACUAACAAAAGGU